CUAUCUUACCGACGGCGAUCGCCUUGUUACCAAGCCGAAAAUCGCAAAAAUAAAAAGUGAUUUCAAAUUCAGAAUCGGCCAUGCCCGCUACAAUCGUGACAUAAUUGAUGGAUAUACAAGAUAACGUGCUUAUUAUGAAAAAAUUACAACUUUUGAAAGCUCAUAAACAGUGACAUGUAAAUAACAAGUGAGUUCAGACUUCUUCAAAAAGAAUAAACCAGUGUGCCAUCACAGUGACGAAAGUGUCGUGUCUAGUGUUAUACUAUUUGGAUAUCUAACUUCAAGCUGUUUUACACGGGCGACAAAGCAAUCGCCGGCGACGGUGCCCCUGGCGGUAACGAAGAGGUGGAGUUGCUCGGCGAGGACUUCUUGACGGCGGCUGCCGAGGCGGCCGUUGCGUCGGACAGGAACUUCUUGUUGGGCUCUCUGGAGAGGGCCGACUAUUUGCGGCCGCCUCCUACCGCCGCACCGGCUCCCGCUCAUGUCGCGCACAUGUCGAUUGGAUCGUUGGAAAAUGCAGGGCUUGGCCCGUGCGAUCUGCAAGACCCGGUUUGGGGUAAGAUGAGCGCGUUGACAGCCGGUGUCAAUAAGAAAAGGAAAAAAUCGGAGACCAAACCUCAGGCGCAAAUUAACAAAUGCAACAAUGAGAAACGUCGCCGAGAACAGGAGAACAUCUACAUAGAGGAAUUGGCCGAGCUGAUAUCCGCCAAUUUCGCGGACAUGAGCUCGCUGUCGGUCAAACCGGAUAAGUGCGCGAUUCUUCAAGAGGCCGUUAACCAGAUCAGGAGCAUCAAGCAGCAGGAAAGCGCCACCCAAUCGACGGACCCCGUCCAGCAGGGGGAGGUCUCGUCUUCUAGGCCAACGAUACUCUCCAACGACGUCUACGGGCCGCUGCUCCUAGAAGCGUUGGAGGGGUUUCUCUUUGUAGUUAACAGUGAGGGAAAGGUCGAACAUGUCACUGACAACGUCUCCACUUAUAUAAAAUUCACGAAGGAAGACGUGCUUGGCAAAAGCAUUUACAACUUCAUCCACCAUGGGGACCACGCGAAAUUCCACUCCAAUCUCCUCCCCAUGACCAUAGAGUGGGGCAACGAGCAACAAGUCAACAAUAAGUCAAAAUCAAUAGACAUUAGGUUGUUGGUGAAACCUCCCGAUGACCUAGACGAAACCAUCGAGGAGAAGCAACAGAGGAUCAGCAGUUACGAGUUGAUGCAUAUAUCGAGCACGCAGCUUCGCGAUCAUCUUUCGGUUUCCGAGGAAGACGGCAGUGAUAGUGGGCCUUGCCUGUUGUGCGUCGCGUCCAGGAUAUCGCACAGGGACAAAAACACGUCCAGCAUAGAACAGUUUACUACGAAAUUGGACACUGCGGGAAAGGUCAUUUGCGUGGAUACUUCGGGUUUGCCGGAUACCGUGGCGCAAUAUAUUAGAAAGGAACUCAAGAACCGGGCUUUAAGGGAAUUGGUGCCGCAGCAGGAAGUGCAUAAGGUAUCCGCACAUUUGCGGGAGACCAUCAAUUCGGGACAGUCGUCGAGCACGAUAUACAGGCUUCAAAUCGGGCCGGAUAAGUUGGUGCAAGUUCAAACUAAAUCAAAAUUGUUCAAGACCAAUCCGCAUUCUAAUUCCGAUUCGGAUUUUAUCAUGGCCACACACUCCAUCAUUGGCGAGAACGAUCUAGGAGGCCAGACGGAAUCGGCGAGCGGUACCACCAAUCCUUCAAACACGGGCGUAGGCGGGCCUUUGAUGCCUAGCGUGGUAAAUGGCAACCGAAAUGGAGCGCCACUCAGUUCCGGUGGCGACAGCUUCGCUAAUGCUCUUCUGAACACCAAUACCAACUUCAGUACCUUCAUCGACAACGAGUUCAACUUCGAUAUCUUCCCUUCGUCAACUUUGGAGCUGGAAUCCACCAGUUGGCCAGAAGGUAGACCAGAUUCAAGGACCAGCAUCACACCAACUCCUCGCCCGCCGAGCAACCCCUCGUACAGCAAUGCCCCCACCGCUGUACAAUCAUCCCCCUUCUCCUCCCAACCGAGCCCGACGAUGACCAAUCCCCCCACGCCCGUCGCCAGCAACCCCUACGGCGGGAACUUCUUCGGUUCGAUGAACGACCAAGGGUUUUCGAUGGGAGAACAGAAAGACUCCAAAGCGAAUGUCUUGGAGGAGGCGUCCAUGGCAAUGGUGGACUCGAACAAGUUGAGGAAUUUGCUUACGAAGCCCCAAAACGUCGGCAACGAUACGGACGAUAAGAAGGAUCGAAUAUUGAAGGAGCUGUUGAACCAGCCGGACGAGGAGAGUUUGAGGAACGAUAACAGGGGCAGUCCUAGGGGGUCGUUGAGUCGAGCCGGGUCGAUAGCUGGACAGUCUGAGCCGCCGAAGAGUUCCAGUUCGACGGGUAACGACAUGUUAAGAAAGUUAUUGAAUGACAAGAGCGAUGACGACGACUUGGAAUCGCGAGCGGGAAUGAAGAAGAAGAGCGAGUUGCUGCAGCAACUGCUGAAGCCCGACCGAGACGGUGAUGACGACAAAAAGAACGAUCUUCAAUGUAAUGACGACACUUUGAUGAGAAGUUUGGGAUUCCCCUCUUCGCCUACAGAUAGAAGCAGGAAACGAUCGAUAGAUGACAAGGACGAUAAUCUUAAUAAUAAGAGGAGUAGCGAUGGUUCCCAGGUGUCCUCAUCUGGUACAUCGACAGGCAAUUCGUUACGCGAACGAAACAAGAUGUUAGCUUCACUGUUAGCCAAAAAGCCUCCAAACCUCCAGAAUAUUCCACAAUUGCCUGCCAGCGUGAUCUCUGCCACACCCCAAGAAAAACUGCCCAGGAUCUCUGACCCUAACAAAUCCAUUCAAAUGGUCAUGAAUCAAAACAUGAACAACUCAAGGAUGGGCGUCAACCGAAUGCCUGGUCGCCCGUCCCAACAAACCAAUAACUACCUCAACAUUCUGUCCAAUAAUAUUCAACGCAACGAUAACCGCCAGAUGAAUCAGGUGAAUUCGAACUGUUUUACGUCACCUGCCACCUCAACCACAGACCACAAAUUUCUUUGGGAUAACAACGCCCAAGCCUCCGAUCCCAUGCUAUCAGCACUUUUGGAUCAGGUCAUAGAUAUUGUGCCAGACGAAAUCAUCCAUAUUCCGGAUAGCGGCGACGGUCAACAGAACAACAAUUUCGGUCUCAGUGAAGCUGUGGCCAUUAACAACAUCCAAAAAUUGCUGAUGCAGUGCGAAAGCGUUCUCAAAAGUCCCGGAUCGCCAAUAUCCCACUCCGGUACCCCGCCGGCUUAUUCUUCAGCAAGCUUGAACCAGAAUGCGGCUUCCGUAUUUCCGCCGCCUCCAAAUUACUCGCAGGCCAAGUUCCAAAGAAUGCAGAUCCGCGGUUCCGGCAUAGAUAACCAGCAAUUUUCCAACGCUAAUAUACAGCAAUUGCAAAGAAAACAGCUGCUGUACCAACAGGAGCAGAAACGCCGCUUGCUCAUGCGGCAGGAACAGCAACACCUUCUCAUAUCGUCCAGUGCUGCCGCCAACGCUAAUGAGAUCUCUAAUAAUAUCAACUCAAUCCAGAGCAUGGAUAGCCUCCUAAACAACACGGUGGCCCCGAACGUGUCAUUGCAGCGCUCUUCGAGCGUACCGAACGAACCUCAGCUGUCGCCGCCCUACGGCCAGACAUCCAGAGUGGCCAAUCAGCAGCCUUAUUCGCCGCACUCUCAAAUGACUUCACCCGCCUUUCCGCAAACUACCUCCGUGGCUAAUUACCAGAAUUCCGGCGCCGGUAUGUCGCCGCAAUCGCAGUUCAACGCCCAACUGUCGCCGCGACAGGCCUAUCCUCAAGGCAACGCCCAGAACGCUUCUUGGCAACAGCAGCAAUCCAGGAUGACUGUACAGCAGAAUCCCAUGCUCAGCGCUCAACUUACCAGACCUCCUCAGCAACAGCAGAGAUCCAUCAACAGUCCUGGUUCGGUAUCUAGCAGACAUUCGCCAUACGCUACCAAUGACCAAUAUCCUCCUCCAAAUUCGCCAAAUUCGGCAUUUAAUAAUCAGUACCUGAGACUCCCGCGCACUAACAGCGUUCCAAAUGCUACAACACAACUGCCAGGUGGGCUGGGAUCACCCCGGCCGUACACAGGCAGGGACCACCAUCCCCACCUCUAUUCCCCCGUUCCUCCCCAUCCGCACUCUGUUCCCCCCAUGAUGAGUUACCAACAAGACUCCCAGUACUGUUACGAUCAGACGGGUAUACCAAUAGCCUACAAUGGCUCGGACAGGGGUCGGGCUCCCCCCCCGCCGCACCUACAGCCUGGUGUAUCGGGGAGUGCUCCCACCUCAGAAUUCGUGCGCCAAGAGCUACGCGCCGUCGUAGGAGCCAGGACCGCGCAAGCGCAGCCGUCCGCUGGGUCUGCGCCGCCUCCGAACAGGCCCCCAUCUCAAAUGCAGUUGUCCCAACAGCAACAAGUCAGUGAUCUCGAAACUUUAGGUCUCAACUUCGAAAUGUCUUCGGAAUACUAUGGAGGAGGGUCGACAAGGUGAUCAGAAGUCAUCGCUUCUACAGAAACUGCUCUCGGAGUGACCGCUUGUACAUAUUAGAGAUAUACACUACUAGGUACCUCAUUGGUUCUUGUACCACAGGCUGUAAUCCAGACAGGUUAGCUGUAUCAAAAGUGCAUUACUUCGUUGCUUGUUCGUUACAUAUUAUAUAUAUAAAUAUAUAAGAAAAAUAUAUAUUUAAGAAUAGGGUAGUGCGGAGCAACAGAACGGAAGGCGCAAGGGUGACCGUGCAAUUGUACAUACAUUUAAAAUAAUUAAUUUUUGAGGGACUUGUUUAUAUUUAUGCAUAUAUUAUGAUAAGUAUAGUUUUUUAAUGGCAUUGUUUUCAAAUUCGUACCCCGUUUGAAUGUUUUUAUUUGUAAACAAUUCUCUUAUUUCGCAACCAGAUACCUAACUUCGAAGUAAUUGUGAUAAAAACUUUAUUUACUGUUUACUAAACAGAACGAAAAUGUUUUAAACAAAAAUACACGAUUCACAAAAGAUUAAACAUUUAUGUCAAAAUUGAUUGUGGGGUGUGUGGAAAAUAAGCUGAGUAAUAAUUAUGGUGCUCUGGCAGUCGACGUGUUAUUAUAAAUCAUGUAUUUAUUUCUGAGAAAAAAAAGUCGUUCGAAGAAAAAAUGUUUUCCUUAAUCUUCUAAUAAAAUUUGCUGACAGGAAUUCUAAUGAACGCUUUCCUAGAAAAAGUCACUGCAUCUGAAUAACGGGCUCUUUUUAAAACGCCAGCAGGAUGCAGAUGGGUUCUAGGGACACACAGUAAAGUAAAACUGUACUGCGAAGGAUUUGCCUUCCAGAAUAUAGGUAUUGGACUCAUUUAAAAGGAAAAAAGUAUAUUGUUAGUGUAAAUGAUGGAGGGGCUUGUAAUAAGUAAAAAAAAAUAAAAGCAACUUGGGGGAGUUGAAGUGAAAUUUUAGGGAGUUGAAAAGGGGUAACAAAUAAUAUUAUCGCGAUUUCCAGUGAAAGUUGAUGUCGAAAACAAAAAUUUAUAAUUCAAUUUGUAGAUCAAACAAAAUCUACUGCUCUUGUAGAGGUUACUUUUUUAAUAUGUUUUACAAUGUUUUUACUAAGCAGUAAGAGGAAAUCCACUGCAGAUGGAAUUUCUAUGUGGGAUAGCAAGGGCAUCAUUGCUUUAUUUGGUGUUAAAAACUAAAAUCGGCAUUUUAUGGACAUAGUUUUCUGCAUUCAGGCGACCUUUACACUCCAUACAUAUAGGUGAGCAAUAUACAGGGUGUCCAAAUAAGUUGAAACCAUAUAGGAAACUUUUUUAUUCUAGUUUUAUGAAAAAAAAGUUCUUCAUGGUCUAAAACUUAAAAUUCAAUCAUCAGAUAUCAAAUUUUUUGAGCCGCAUACGAGGUGUGUCAAAAAAUAUAAUUUUUGCUGAAGAAUAAAGUAUCUCUAUUUUUGACAAACCUCGUAUACGACUGAUAAAAUUUGAUAUCCGAUGGUUGUAUUUUAGGUUUUAGACCAUGCUCGUCUUUUUAUAAACAGUAACUUUUUUCCUAAUAUUUAUAAUAAAAGUUUUUUUUUUUAUCAAUUUUUGAGCAUGUUUUUUAAUCGUGUCUAUAAUUUUUUUAUUAUAUCAAAAAGUGCAUGUCAAAACGAAAAAAAUGAGUACCUGAAGGAAGAACUUUGUACGAUAUUUUUUCACCGUAAAUUUUUUUUAAAAAAAGUGUUUUGGACCAAAAAAAUAUCUCAAAAUCUUUUGUAUUUUUUUUUUUUUAGAAAAAAAGAAAAUGUGCUUAAUUAAAUUAUUUUUGAAGACAAAAAAUAAACGAAUUUUUGCAUUUUUAUCGAAAAUGUUGAGGUUAUGUUAAAAAGUGUUCUUCUUCUUCCUUUUUUUUGGGUUAUAUCCUUCAGGACAAUUUACCCAGCUAUCAAAACGGGAGACUAUCAUUGUCUUUUUCUCUUGGCAAUUAGAUACCCUCAAGUAAUAUAAUUAAAAUAUGUAUUUGAAACAGGAUGCAUAAUCCCAUUAAAGCUAGAUUCACUAAUGGAUGGCCAUUUAAGUUAAAGAUUUUUACAGAAACACAUAUGCACAUGACUCCCGAUUCUGAGACCGCUAUUUCAGUCUUGACACCACGGUGUCAGAAUCAGAAGUGAUGUUAAAAAUUUAACUCUACAGGGGGGGUUGAAAAGGGGUCAAAAAUGGUAAUACCGCCAUUUUCUACGAAAGCUGACGUCAAAAACAAAAAUGUAUGAAGCAAAACUUGUAGAUUUUGGCUCUACAACUUUUGCUUCAUAAUUUUUUGUUUUUGACGUCAGCUUUCGUAGGAAAUGGCGAUAUUACCAUUUUUGACUCCUUCAACCUCUUAAAACUUUACGUCAACUCCCCCAGGUUGCAUUUUUUUUUCAGCAUUAAUACAUUUCUUUUACAACACCGUUUUUUCCAUUAGAAUUGAACUAGUAGCAACGAAGAUACAUAUUUUAGUCCUUUUGACAUUGCCAUUGCACAUGAUUUUUCUUCAGCGUUAAUCUAUACUCGUUCACGUAAACUAUGGCCGCCAUUUUGGAUCGCUUAGCCCUCUCAUAACCCACUUAUUCAAAUUUCAAUUCUCAACACUAACGAGCGCCAUCUAGCUGCGACUUUUGGCAGUAGUGAGCCAGAAACCCUAUUGCUCAUCUACUAUUAUAAGCCCCUCUAUCAUUUACAUUCAUCAAAGUCCUGUUAACCAUUGGACUGUAUGUUGUAUGUUUUUUUUAUGAAAGCCCUUGUUGAUAUUAAUCAUUAAGUUUAUUUUACCCAAUGACGAACAAUUACUAAACUAAUCCUUUCAUUCAUUAGAAAAUAAUAAUUUGGCAACUAUGCGAAUUCUUGCAAUUUGCCCAUUGAAACAAAAUUGAUGGUUUGAUUUUACCUAACAAAAAGUUAAAGGAAGCAAAACGUAUUUUUGAUUUUAUUCGCAAUAACUGGAAAGGCUUCUGGUUGCAUCGAGAGAAUAUUACUUUGAUUUUAAACGGAAUUGAUUUGCAAGAGGAGACCAGAAUUCGUUAAAUGCUCUUAGACGAUUUACUUCAUAUGUUCGAUAUUUGUAUGAGAUUAUUCAAAAUGACGCAAAUUUGGCGUAUUAUUAAUAUUAUUAUUAUUAUUAUUAUGAUUAUUACUAUUAUUGUUGUUACUAUUUUUAAAUUGAGUUUGAAGUUAUAAUUCGUAUAAGCUUUUUUUUUAAUAGUUAGGUGCCAAAUAAACCAUAUUGGUUUCGUUUAAUUUAAAAGCCAUAACUACUAUCCCUUAGCUUAGAAGAUUUUAACGUUAUUUUAACGAGCUUAAAAAUAAUGUUUUACUAUUUUUAAAUUGUAUAUUAUGUCAUUUUUUUAUGAUUACAUAUUUUAAAGAUCUGGUUAGAUUACAAUAUGAAGAAAUUAUAAGGUAAUUUUUGCUUUGAUUGUCAUUAAAUUGACACACUAACGAAAUUAUAUUUUUUCCGUUCUUCAAAAACGUGCUGAAAACUAUUCAAGCAUAUUUUGAAGAUACUAAACAAUCUUUAUGACAACUGACAUUUAACGAAACGUUGAUAAAGAGGAAUAAACGAUUUUUUUUAUGAGUUCGAUUUCCCGCCAAUCAAUUCAAUUUUUCUGUGAAUAUUUUUUAGUUAUUUUCGACCGGGGUACAAUUAUGUAAAUUGUUAUAUUGAAUAUGUUUAGUGUUGUCUUCCUUUUAGUGAGUGUUCAAGCUACGCAUUACCAAAAAAGUAUAAAUUAGUAACUGUUAAUAUUUUAUACAUAAUUUAAAGUAUGUUAUUUGGAAAGCCCGUUUUGUUGGACAUUGUGAUAGGCGUUGGCCAUGUUACUGUUGCUAGGACUCGAUCCUAGGCAAUGGUCGAUUUUUCAAUCACGCCCUAUUCGAAAUUCUUUAAAAAGAAAUACAUUUCUUUACAAUAAAAAAAAAUCAUUAAAACGGUGGAAACUAAAAAAAACUAAUGGUUAACGAUUAAUUCCAAAAUUGAUAUGUUACUAAAAUUGACGUAAAUCGUAAAUAAAUGUAUAAUUUGUGUCUUUCAAAUUGGGCGUAGCUAAUAGGUUGCCGUUGAAAAGUUGACCAUCCUUGUAUAUGUAGAAAUAGAAUUCAUACUUGAUUAUAUUGUCAAUUACACCUAGCCACCGAAAAGUAAAAAAAAUAUGAACAAAUUGACGACAGACAAAGCAUUAUUUAAUUACACAGAUAUUUUUUGUACAUUAUUGGAGUUUUGAAAUAUAUCUAUAUUAUAAAUAAAAGUAUAAUUUCCGU
Messenger RNA from Psylliodes chrysocephalus, 8758 nucleotides. The record is from the annotation of a GenBank genome assembly. Lineage: Eukaryota; Metazoa; Arthropoda; Insecta; Coleoptera; Chrysomelidae.